CAUUUCGACAUUAGGUUGCUGAUUUGUGUGUAAUUUUGAAACAUCCAUUUCAGCUUAAUUCUAUUUCCAUAAUUGUGAUUGAAUAUUUUCAUUGAAUUUGAUAUAAAUCAUUUGUAAUGGAAAAUCUUGUAAAACAAGCAAUGUCGAGUUUUAAAAACAAUAUCAGUAAAUAAAAAGUAGAGCCGUUGAAAAAUUAUACUUGUUCAUAAAAUUUGAUAUAGACAUUUUCGGAAAUAGUGUAUUAGUUAAUGUGUGACGCUUGGAAGUAUGUAGAUUCUCCUCUCGUGUUUUUUGAGCUUUUUGCUCGUGUAAAAGCUCAUGCGAGAGAAGUAUCUACUUUGCCGCACUGGUUGGGAGUGUACAAUCGUUGAAAAUCACACAGGUAAAUUUGAAAAAAGAGCAUAUGACAUAAGUGAUCUAGUUUUGAUGACAGGAGAACCACACGCACUUGCAAAGUUCAUAGCGAUCCAUGCGAAAAUAUCGAGCACGAGGACGAAUGGACGCAACUUGUCAAAAAGGAAUGCCAACUUCAGGUGAGUCCAGGACUCGGUAGACAAAUAUCAGUUUCCAGAAAUACUGCAGGAACAGGGUGCGAAUCGAGAAGAAAACAGUCGUCUCGGCGGAUGCAGGCGGGCUCGCUUAUCAGCUACGCGUGGCCGCGCGCACAGGUGUGCGCGGGCGGGCAGUGAACGAGCGAGCGAGCGAGCGCGCGAAGGCCGCGGCGGCUCGGCGCGCGCUUUCGCGCUACCGCGGCAGCCGCUCGCUCCUGCGCCGGCAGUGUGGUAUCGGUCCCGCCGCGGACUCGCACGGACCUGCCGAGCGCGCGCCGAUUUCGCAAGCCGCCCGAGCGCGCCGGAUCGCGGCUUGCUUUCCCAGUGCAGUGGCCGAGCCGCGCCCGCGAGCUGCCGCUGCAGCGGCGCGCCAUGUUGCUGCUGCUGCUGCUCGUGCUUGCCUUCGCCGCCUCGCUGCACGCCUACGACAGACCUGCCAACUUGUCCGUCCACGCCACUUCCGAUCGCAUCUUCUUCCCCGAUCAGCCGCGUCGGCUGCCGAGCCCGGACCAGCGGCUUCUGAGCUCCCUAGAUCUGGCAAAACGGAUCAACUCGAUAGAGAGCGACCAAGACUUUUACGAGCUCUUCCAGGUCUACCCGACUCCGCAGUCCUACUCUCCAGUCUUACUCGAGCGGAUCGCCGGGGACGAGCGCUCCUCCAAAGUGAUCAAGGCCAAGCCGGCGAUAUGUAUGCCAGAGGUGCAGGUAGUGCCGGUCGUCGAGAAUGCCGACCCUUCCGAGUUCUACUUUCCAAGCUGCGUGCGCAUGAAGCGCUGCGGAGGGUGCUGCAACCACGAGCUUCUAUCUUGCCAAGUGACGGCUCUGGAAACGCGCAAUUACGAGAUCCUCGUCACGAAGGUGGACAAGUACUCGGGAGAAAAUAUUGUUUUCAAAAAAAUUGUCCCGCUCGACGAACACACGGCGUGCCUAUGCGAUUGUACAAAGAAAGAGAAGGAUUGCACUGAUAAGCAGUUUUACCUGAAAGAAGAAUGUAGAUGCAGUUGCAAGAAUUCCGACGAGGAAUACAAGUGUCAACAGCAAAACGAGAAAAAGUACUGGGACCCGAACAGUUGCUCUUGCCAUUGCCGCAAGGUCGAAGAGUGCUUCACGAAUGCUUACUUCGAUCCAAACUCAUGCAGCUGCAAAAGUUUGCAACUGUCGAGACAGUGGUUCAACAACGAGAGGAGAACCAGUUACAACUUCAGACAACUUGGAAAACCUAAAGAAUCGCCGCCCGUUAUUGUUACGUUGGACGCCAACGAUCCUAGGAGAAAGCAUAAAGAAGAUCCCGAAUAUAAAUGAGCUCUGACAAUAUUCUUUAUUUCUGUCUCUAUUUUCACUUUUUUUUCAAACAGUGAUCAAUUUUCAGUACCGGUUUGUCUGUCUUUUUCCAUAAUUUGAACUGAUUUUUAGCAAGUGAAUCAACUAAUCAACUAAAUAGUAUUGAAUGAAUCACACCUUUCAACAAUGUAUUAUGUAAUCAUUUUGUGCGAUUAGCUGCUAAUGUGCAAACAUGCAGCCGAGGUACCUGCAAGCCUCAUAAAAGGAUUUCACUUUGCACAUCAUCGUUAUUAUUAUUCUUAUUAUUAUUAUUAUCAUUAUUAUCAUAAUAUUAUCGCAAAUUCAAGUACAUGCAUCGCGAGAUCUUUAUCGCUGUUUUAUGCAUAUCUAGUUAGUUAUCAUUGUUAGUUGUAUGUAGUUAGCAUCUGGUUUGCGAUGUAUAUAAUGUUUCUUGUAAAUAAUGUUUCUUUCGUUUCACUUCGGCUGUUCUGCCCAAGUUUUUAAGAAAAUAACUAUUGCUUUACGAUUGUUAUUUGCUGUUUUUUCAGCAUCAAUUCAUGAUACCAAGGCUACUUUGGCGGCAAUCAACACUUCUUCAACUACCUACACCUCUAUUCACGUGUACUAUAAGCUAUUUAUUAUCUAUAAUGAUGUCUAUAAUGAUCGAAUCUUUUCGAGAACUACAUUUUAUUCUACGUUUCAAGUUAUAUUUUAUACAUUUUAAUUUACCGAUUCUUUGGAUGUGAUAUGACUCAAGUUCAAUUCAUAUUUUUACUUAAGUAUUGUACAGUUAGAUGUGUAUAUAUAAAGAUACUUGUCUUCUAGUAACUAACAUUACAGAUGAAUUCGUAUACAACUGUUAUAUAACUUAUUACUUUGGUUGGAUAACAUAAAUGAUAUAAAACUAUCGAAUAAGUUUGUAGUAAUAAUUUUUAUUGCUUUUAGUUUCUUCAUGUCUUAUUUUUCCAAUAAUGGCCUUGCAGAGAUAACACUGUAUAAUGUAGUGUCAUUUUAUCAUUUUUAUCGGCGAUUUCCUUUCAACAGUAUAAAAUUUGUGUAUUUAGACAAAUCCUAAACAAAUAUUUCAAAUAGUAUAUAUGCAAUAACUUACAAG
Molecule: messenger RNA, 2946 nt
Organism: Phymastichus coffea
Lineage: Eukaryota; Metazoa; Arthropoda; Insecta; Hymenoptera; Eulophidae
Gene: Pvf1
Product: balbiani ring protein 3
Exons: 6
Coding region: 924-1853 (309 amino acids)
Biological process (GO): positive regulation of cell population proliferation; positive regulation of protein autophosphorylation
Cellular component (GO): membrane
Molecular function (GO): growth factor receptor binding; growth factor activity
Source: RefSeq, a predicted model, not a curated record